Messenger RNA from Syngnathus acus (greater pipefish), 2804 nucleotides. It is a transcript of the gene mgat5, whose product is annotated as alpha-1,6-mannosylglycoprotein 6-beta-N-acetylglucosaminyltransferase. The transcript has 17 exons. Bases 432 to 2648 code for a protein of 738 amino acids. NCBI's taxonomy places the organism in Eukaryota, Metazoa, Chordata, Actinopteri, Syngnathiformes, Syngnathidae. Gene Ontology annotation, molecular function: alpha-1,6-mannosylglycoprotein 6-beta-N-acetylglucosaminyltransferase activity. Gene Ontology annotation, biological process: protein N-linked glycosylation. The record is from RefSeq and is a predicted model, not a curated record. Gene Ontology annotation, cellular component: Golgi apparatus.
UAAUUGUGUCGGACGUGGUUUUACGCUUCCACGGGGGGUGGACACUUGCAGAUAGUUCCUCCACUCGAUUUUUGCUCGUGGGCAGAGCAAGGGAGGCUUGUGCGCUGUAUCUGGAAUUACAAACCAGACGGGCCAAUUCGCGAUCCCCUUCGCUGUUCUUUAUGGAUGCUUUAUCAGUCCAUUCCCGAUUGAGCCGCCUUGCAAUUGACUCUCAACACAAAGUGACACAUGAGAAUGAAGAAGGUUGGAGCCUGAGAUGCUGCGUUGUCGUCAACAUAAGCCAAAGAAGGAAAUCACAUUAGUGAGGAUCCGUGCCCAACAAAAAUCACAGCCCCACAAACAGACAGCCAUGCCUUACUGCCCAUCCUGAUCCCCACCUGCACCAUUGCAGCUCUCCGGUAGUUUAACCUUCCACUCGCUGUCUCGUGAGCAUGGCUACACCCUUCUUGUGGAAGCUGUCGUCCCAAAAGCUUGGCUUUUUCCUGGUCAGCUUUGGAUUUAUCUGGGGCAUGAUGCUGCUACACUUUACCAUCCAGCAGCGAGCCAGCCAUGAAAACAGCGCUAUGCUCCGGCAACAGAUCCUGGAUCUCAGCAAGCGCUACAUCAAGGCACUAGCUGAGGAGAACCAAAGUGUCAUGGAUGGGCCUUAUGUGGGCACCAUGACAGCUUAUGACUUAAAGAAGACCCUUGCAGUACUGCUAGAUAACAUCAUGCUAAGGCUGGACAAGCUCGAAUCCAAGGUUGACAACAUCUACAAUGGCACAGGAAAUAAUCUGACCAAUGGCUCAACACCAAGCUCCAACAAUCCAGAAAAAGUCAAUGUGGCAGAUCUUCUUAAUGGAGCCCAGGAGAAGUGUGAGCUGCCGUCUUUGGAUGGAUUUCCUCAUUGUGAGGGCAAGCUCAAGUGGAUGAAGGAGAUGUGGCGCUCAGACUCUUGCUAUACCAAUUAUGGUGUGGAUGGAUCCACCUGUUCCUUCUUCAUUUACCUCAGUGAAGUGGAGAACUGGUGUCCUCAUCUGCCUUGGAGGACAAAGCGCUUGAAUGACGACAUGGACAGGAGGGGGCAGGCGGAGAUCCGGACCAGUUUUGAGGAACUAUACCGUGUGAUGUCUCAACGGGAGGAGUUCCGCUGGAUGAUGCUGAGGAUCAAACGUAUGGCUGAGCCAUGGGUCCGUGCUAUUCGAUCGUUGGCCGCCAAGCAGAACCUGACCAAACGGAGGAGAAAGAAGGUUCUGGUGCACUUGGGUCUGUUGACAAAGGAGUCAGGCUUCAAAAUAGCAGAAAAUGCCUUCAGUGGUGGCCCGCUGGGGGAGUUGGUCCAGUGGAGUGACCUCAUAACCACACUUUACCUGCUAGGUCACGAUGUCCGCAUCUCUGCCUCCCUGGCUGAGCUCAAAGAGAUCAUGCGGCGAGUGAUGGGGAAUAAGUCCAGUUGCCCCACUCAAGGUGACAAGGUUGUUGAGCUCAUCUACAUUGAUAUUGUGGGGCUCACCCAGUUUAAGAAAACGCUUGGACCUUCAUGGGUCCACUAUCAGUGCAUGUUGAGGGUGUUGGAUUCCUUCGGAACAGAACCAGAGUUCAAUCACGCCCAUUAUGCCCAGUCCAAAGGUCACAAGACACCAUGGGGGAAGUGGAACCUCAAUCCUCAGCAGUUUAACACCAUGUUUCCUCACACUCCAGACAACAGCUUCCUGGGCUUUGUAGUGGAGCAACAUCUUAAUGCCAGCGACAUCAAACACAUUGAUGACAUCAAGAGACAAAAUCAGUCUCUAGUCUACGGCAAGGUUGACAACUUCUGGAAGGACAAGAAAAAAUACCUUGACAUCAUACACAGCUACAUGGAAAUUCACGGCACCGUGCAUGGCACCAGCACUGUCCAUCUCCCAAGCUACGUGAGGAACCACGGCAUCUUGAGUGGACGAGACUUGCAGUUCCUCCUCCGAGAAACCAAGUUGUUUGUGGGUCUGUCUUUUCCCUACGAGGGACCUGCUCCCCUGGAGGCCAUCGCCAAUGGGUGUGCAUUCCUCAAUCCUAAAUUCAAACCACCGAAAAGCAGCAAGAAUACCGACUUCUUCAAAGGAAAGCCCACCCUGAGAGAGUUGACCUCUCAGCAUCCCUACGCUGAGGUUUAUAUUGGUCAACCCCAUGUGUGGACUGUUGAUAUUGAUAAUGCCGCUGAAGUAGAAAGAGCAAUCCGCUCCAUCCUCAGCCAGAAGAUCGAGCCUUAUUUGCCAUUUGAGUUCACCUGUGAGGGGAUGCUACAGAGAGUCAAUGCCUUCAUUGAAAACCAGGACUUCUGUCACGGUCAGGUGAUGUGGCCUCCACUCAGUGCGUUGCAAAUGAAAAUGGCCGAACCAGGGCGUUCCUGUAAGCAGGUGUGUCAAGAGCAACAGCUCAUCUGCGAGCCAUCCUUCUUUCAACACCUUAACAAGGACAAGGACUUGGCCAGAUUCGGCGUGGACUGCCAUACGGUGGAGUCGAGCGCUGACACAGUGGUCCCGGCCUACAGCGAGAGCCGUCGCCACUGCAUCUUUCAGUCUGACCUGCUACUCUUCAGCUGCGCCGGCGCCCACCAAUCUCUAAAGCGCAUCUGCCCCUGCCGUGACUACAUGAAGGGCCAGGUGGCGCUGUGCAAAACUUGCCUAUAGCAGCGGCAGCGCGCACCCUUAGAAGAGGAAGAAGAGCCGCCGUGUUUGAUGAAACCCAACCGGACUCCUCUGAGGGAAGCAUUUUGGACAAACACAGGACUGUGAGUUUUCAAUAUAUUUAUUCGUUUGUCGACUGCUCAAAGAAAAACACCUCUA